Molecule: messenger RNA, 2442 nt
Organism: Pochonia chlamydosporia 170
Lineage: Eukaryota; Fungi; Ascomycota; Sordariomycetes; Hypocreales; Clavicipitaceae
Product: transposase
Exons: 3
Coding region: 1-2442 (813 amino acids)
Biological process (GO): regulation of DNA-templated transcription
Source: RefSeq, a predicted model, not a curated record
AUGUUAAUUCGCAGUGUAUUGAAUACAAUAGCUUUACAAGCCGUCGAUAAGACUCUUCUAAUGCUGGCUAUGGCGCACCCUCCAGGCUUCCCCGAACCGUCUGAAACGCUACCUGUCGACUCAGCAGAUGAAUCUAUUAGUGACUCCGAUGAAUGUAACGAGAUCGAUGAAUCUGAGGAUUGGAAUGGUGAACCAUGGGAGGCGGUCUUUCCAUCGGACUCUCCUCUUCUAACAACAACUUAUGAGUCUCUUGAGUUGCUCCUCGACAGCCUAAAGGAGUUUUGUGUUCAGAAUCGGAUGGGCCUCAUCACGAUACGAAGUCAAAAGAAUAAGGCGAAGACUAGAACAAUAAAAUGUGAGCUUGUCUGUGAUAAGAGUCGGUAUUAUAAGCCCAGAGAGUCAAUCGCCAAAAUACGGAACACGAAUACAACGAAGUUGGCCGCCAACUGCCCGUUCAAAGUUAUCGUUCAGUCCCUCCAUGCCAACAACUACGAAUGGUCCAUGAGAGUUGUCAGCUCCCUUCAUCGAGACCACGGGCCAUCACAAGGCCUCACCGAGCACUACCAAUGGAGAAAGUUAACAGACGAACAAAUGAACCUCCUGAAAGAUCUUUGUCUUGACAAGACGAUCUCUUCUCGAUCCGUUCAUAAGCAACUGUGCCAAAAGUGGCCUCAGAUUGCUAUUCGCAGGACAGAUAUAUAUAACUGGCGAUGGAAAGUCAACCAAGCCAAACGUCAAGGCUACGGCCCCGCCAAUGACUUUGUACGGACGCUCUCUGAGUCGAAGAGAGUCUGGAUAUGGGGCUUAGACUGGAUUCAUGAUGAGUUCCGUUUUCGAAAUGCCGCUUGGGCUUAUCAUAAAGGGGGAAAGAUGUGGCAACAAUUCUCGUCAUGUCUCCAGAUUGACGCUACAUAUAAGACCAACUGCUAUAAAAUGCCUUUGGUUACUGUCGUAACUGUAUCGUCGGAGAAGACGUCCAUGCCAAUUUGUUAUGGCCUUCUUAAUAACGAACAAGUUGCUACUUAUGAGUGGUUCCUCCAACAGCUGUCGAGAUUCCAACAAGCAGGCAACAUCGCGCCGCCAAAAGUUAUUAUCACGGAUAAGGACGACCAGCUGCGUGCUGCAGCACGGCAAAUAUUUCCUAAUGCGCAACUUCAGCUAUGUGUCUUCCAUAUCAACAGCAAUGUGGUCUUAUCUAUUAAGAAGUGGUGGAAGAAAACCGAUGGCUCUGAGACAGAUAGCGAUAGUGACAAUGCAGAUACUGCUGACAUUCAAGAGAUGGAACGUGGGAAUGUCAACGUUAAAGAUAUGAAGGAUUCCAAACUUGGCCCUGUUCCCAAACGAGUAUUAAAAACUCGAGCUGGUCUGUACCUCCUCUGGAGACAUAUGGAGCGCAUUCUGAGUUAUCUCAAGAGCACAUAUUUACCUUUGAAGAAAGAAUGGGCAUGCUGCUAUACUCGCCAUUAUCGGAACUUCGGUUUGAUUACGACAGCACCGGCCGAGUCAAACCAUCAUUCUCUGAAGACCUACAACCUAUCCCUUCGGUCCGACCUCCCUGAUGUCGAAGAGGCCACAGCUAGUCAGACAGUGGAUAAACGUCUGCUAUAUAAAGACAAAAUACAACAAGCAAACACCACCAUUCGGAACCAGUUCUCAGGAAGAGAGUGGCUUGGCCAGCUGCCUUUAAGUGUCACUCGUUGGGCACUAGACCAACUCAACGAGAUCCACAGGCUUAUGGAAUCAGGCCAGAUCUCCAAGAAGCCUUUACUAGCGUGUACAGGCUCUACUAAGGCUCAAUACGGCUUGCCUUGUGCUCACAUGCUCCUCAGGUUAGCUGAUCAAGAUAAGCCACUGAAGAGGGAAGACUUGGAUCCAUUUUGGCACAUCAAACGAUCUCGAGAAAUUGACGAUCCUCUUCUUCAGGUACAGCGUCCUCCGAUGGGAAUACCCAAGGGCAGCGCUCCUAAUAGUGCGAAUAGUGCGUGUGGACACCCCAAACUGCUCCUUCAUUUUCAGCUCGCACUAUUAGGAGCGCUGCCCAAGGGACAACCACAAAAUGGCGAACCAUUUGGCAACGAACGUGCGAUUCCCGAUCAUCAACUUGCGCCUCAAGGGUCAACACGAAGUGGCGUUAAGAGGUCAGCACGUCGGAACUACUCUCAAUUCGAGCUAGGGUCAACUCUUGACGAGGAAGACGCAGCCGACCUACCAGACCAACAACAGCCUCGGCGAAAGCGGAGUAAAGUUUCUGCUAGAGUCACAACUCGAGUUACUCGUCAACAGGCAAAGGGACACAGGGGCGGGAAUAAUCCAGCUAAACAGCAUCAUUCUCCAGAUGUAGAGGAGGACCAUAAAAUAACGAAGAUUUUGCUUGCGAAGAGACAGAAAAAGUGGAAGGAAAAGGAAAAGGUUGGUGAUAGCAUUGUAGUUGCAACGGAUUAA